This is a messenger RNA of Glycine soja, 1842 nucleotides long. Its product is annotated as BTB/POZ and MATH domain-containing protein 4. Gene Ontology annotation, molecular function: protein binding. Bases 213 to 1403 code for a protein of 396 amino acids. Lineage: Eukaryota; Viridiplantae; Streptophyta; Magnoliopsida; Fabales; Fabaceae. The record is from RefSeq and is a predicted model, not a curated record. Gene Ontology annotation, biological process: protein ubiquitination. The transcript has 4 exons.
CAUCCCCUGACGUAAACCAACGUUACCUCAAAACGGUGAAGCACCCCGUGCCGUCGUGUUUUUUCCGUCAACCCCUCCACCCAACAAACCACCUCUCCUUCCUCUCCCCCAAAAUUUUAAAUCAAAAUUCAAAUUCCAAAUUCCUCAGAUUCGCAAAAAUCCCUUUCUGCGUCGUCGCAUUGUAUGAGCCUCGAAUUCCGAUCCCGAUAGGCAUGGCCGGAGCGGCGUUAUCGCCGCCGACGAGUUCGAAGUCGGUGACGCAGACGGUGAACGGGUCGCACAAGUUCGUGAUCGAGGGAUACUCCCUGGCGAAAGGGAUGGGAGUGGGGAAGCACAUUGCGAGCGACGUGUUCACGGUGGGAGGGUUCCACUGGGCGAUCUACUUCUACCCCGAUGGCAAGAAUCCCGAGGACAAUUCCGCCUACGUCUCCGUCUUCAUCGCGUUGGCGAGCGAAGGCACCGACGUCAGGGCCCUCUUCGAGCUCACGCUCCUCGACCAGAGCGGCCAGGGGAAACACAAGGUCCACAGCCAUUUUGAUCGCUCCCUCGAGACCGGUCCCUACACGCUCAAGUACAAGGGAAGCAUGUGGGGGUACAAGCGGUUUUUCAGACGGUCUUUGCUUGAAACCUCUGAAUUCCUCAAGAAUGAUUGUUUGAAAAUCAACUGUACAGUUGGAGUUGUGGUUUCAGCAAUUGAUUGUCCACAACUUCACUCUAUUAACAUCCCGGAAUCUGACAUUGGAUCACACUUUGGUGCACUAUUGGAUAAUAUGGAAGGUUCAGAUAUUACUUUUGAUGUAGCUGGGGAUAAGUUCCCUGCUCAUAAGUUGGUGUUGGCUGCCAGAUCCCCAGAAUUUCGAUCUAAAUUUUUUAAUGGUUUAGAUGAAGAAAAGAAUGAGAUUAUUGUAACAGAUUUAGAACCAAAGGUUUUUAAGGCCAUGCUGCACUUUAUCUACAAAGAUACUCUUACAGAAGAGGUGGACACGGUUUCAUCAACCACAACUAGUGACUUUCCGGUUUCUGAGAUAUUGACAGCAAAAUUGUUAGCAGCAGCAGACAAGUAUGACUUGGGUAGGCUUAGAUUGAUGUGUGAAUCUCGUCUUUGUAAGGACAUUUGUGUGAAUUCUGUAGCCAAUAUUUUAACCUUGGCUGAUCAUUGCCAUGCCACGGAGUUGAAAGCUGUUUGCCUAAAAUUUGCUGCUCAAAAUCUAGCAGCUGUCAUGAGAUCAGAUGGAUUUGAGCAUAUGAAAGAAAAAGGCCCAUGGCUACAAUCAGAGAUCCUGAAGACAAUUGCUGGGUGUGAGGGUGAUGGUUGCAGCGCAGUGGAAAAGUCUCAGAGUGUAUGGGGCCAACUUUCAGAUGGCGGUGACAUGAAUGGUAGAAGGGUCAGGCAGAGAAUCUGAUACUUUGGUAAAAUGCAGGUGAUAAUGCCGAAAAAUUGGGGGGUAAAAAAGAAAAAGGCAAAGAAGACGAAAAACCCUUUUCUCUUCUGUCCAACUUUUCCAUGUUCCAAUGGAAAGUUUAGAAAAAGCGGGUAGACUAGAUGUCAUUAGUGUGUGUACGUUGUUAGUGCAGAGUGGUCAUUGAAAAUGAACUUAUCUGCAGUAGACUAUUGAUAUUGACUAUACUUUGGAAGUGGAUAUUUGGUUGCUGGACUUUAUCUCUUCCAUUUGCUUUCUCCUUUUCUGUACUCGAUUCCAACAGAAUGUUAGUAGAAGUAGGUUCAUUAGGAUGGCUAUUGUUAUACCAUGUACAAAAUAUUCAUUUUGUAACAAUUGUUUUUUCAUGGCACACCUGCCAUACAAAGAGCCAGUGAUUCUGGUUUGGUGGUCUGUUUUGAUU